Camellia sinensis is the source of this 2199-nucleotide messenger RNA. NCBI's taxonomy places the organism in Eukaryota, Viridiplantae, Streptophyta, Magnoliopsida, Ericales, Theaceae. The record is from RefSeq and is a predicted model, not a curated record.
AUGGACCUGUCAAACUCAAUCAUUAUCUCAAGUUUAGAUGACAACUUGAGAAAAACAUAUAUAGUAUACAUGGGAGAUCUGCCUAGUACUACUACUCAUACCAGCGUCUCUGCGGUGGACGAACACAACAGCCUUCUUUUAGAAGCAAUUGGAGAUGAGAAGAUAGCCAAAGGAUCGAAGAUACACAGCUAUGGAAGGAGCUUUAAUGGGUUUGUGGCAAAGCUAUUGCCACAUGAAGCAACUAGAUUAUCUGAAAAAGAGAGUGUUGUAUCAGUGUUUCCAAACACUGUGCGGGAACUGCACACCACAAGAUCAUGGGAUUUUCUGGGAAUGCCUGAGAAAGUAAGAAGGAUUGAUAAAGUUGAAAGCAAUCUUAUUAUUGGUAUCUUAGAUACAGGAAUUUGGAUAAAGUCACCCAGUUUUAGUGAUGUAGGCUUCGGACCUCCUCCAUCCAAAUGGAAGGGCAAAUGUGCAAAUGGAGCUAACUUCGUUGGAUGCAACAACAAGGUCAUCGGAGCGACAUGCUACAACCUGGACAGCGGCCCGGUAGAUGAUCUGAGUCCAGUAGACAACGACGGCCACGGCACACACACUUCUUCCACUGCUGCCGGCAUACCUGUCAAGGAUGCAAGCUUGUAUGGCAUAGCAGAAGGGACUGCACGCGGAGGAGUCCCUUCUGCUCGUAUUGCAAUGUACAAAGUAUGCUGGAGUGUCGGUUGCACCGACAUGGAUCUCUUAGCUGGCUUUGAUGCUGCUAUUGCCGAUGGGGUCGAUAUUAUAUCGAUCUCUAUAGGUGGAACACCUAGACAAUUCUUUGAAGAUCCUAUCGCCAUUGGAAGCUUCCAUGCAAUGAAGAAUGGAAUCCUCACUUCUUGCUCGGCAGGGAAUUCAGGGCCUGACUUUGCAUCCAUCCAAAAUGUGGCGCCAUGGAUCAUGACAGUGGCUGCAAGUAGCAUCAAUCGACAGUUCAAGACCACUGUUAAAUUGGGUAAUGGACAGAAUGUGUCUGGAAUUUCCAUCAACACAUUCUCACCCAAAAGACAAAUGUAUUCUCUAACAAAUGGAGCCCAUGCAGCAAAUUACAGCGACGAAAUAUAUGGAAAUGUCAGUGCAUGUGAUUGGGGAACUCUGAGCAAGAAUAUGGUAAAGGGAAGGAUCAUCUACUGCCUUGGAACUAGUGGCCAGGAUUCCACCAUCAGAGAUUUAGGUGGGGAAGGAAUCAUCAUGGCAUAUGACAACUCAGACUUAGCCUUCUCCUUUCUUAUUCCAGCAACUAUGAUAACUGUUACUGAAGGAACCAAGAUCGACCAAUAUAUUAACACCACUAAAACAGCCAGAGCUGUUAUAUACAAGUCAACAACUGUUAACAUGACUGCCCCUUUUGUGGCUUCUUUCUCCUCCAGAGGACCCCAGUCUAUCACUCCCAACAUCCUCAAGCCUGAUAUAACUGCACCGGGGCUGAGCAUAUUGGCUGCAUAUUCAGAGUUGGCAUCUAUGACGGGAAACCGAGAUGACAAUCGGUUUGUGAAAUUCAACAUAAUAUCUGGAACAUCAAUGGCUUGCCCUCAUGCUGCAGGCGCUGCUGCCUAUGUCAAGUCCUUCCAUCCAGACUGGUCGCCUGCUGCAAUCAAGUCUUCUCUUAUGACCACCGCAAAAAGAAUGAAGAUCAAGCAGCAGGGUGGUGCGCUAGGCUCUGGCUCAGGCCAAAUAAAUCCAACAAGAGCAAUACAUCCAGGCCUCGUGUAUGACAUUCAGAUGAGUUCCUACCUUAGUUUCCUCUGCAGGGAAGGUUACAACAGCAGCACCAUCCGCCUCCUCACUGGUGGCAAGAAGCUAUACAACUGCUCCAGCUUCAAGCCUGCCCAAGGAACCGAUGGCCUCAACUAUCCCUCCAUGCAUACCCAAGUUGCAAGCGGUAAUUCCAGCGUUUCAGCAGUAUUUUAUCGGACAGUGACUAAUGUAGGAUAUGGCAAUUCAGUCUACGUAGCGAAAGUGAAGUCGUCUAAAGGUCUUGAUGUUACAGUUGUCCCCAAAACUUUGUCGUUUAAGCGGCUGCAUCAGAAGAAAUCGUUCAAGGUUGUGUUGAAAGGAAAAUUUAUGAACGAUAGGGCUUGGAUCUUGUCAGCAGUGUUAGAAUGGAGUGAUUCUAAGCACACGGUUAGGAGUCCUAUCCUUGUGUGUCGGUCAACAACAUUUUAG